This is a messenger RNA of Triticum dicoccoides, 2348 nucleotides long. RefSeq lists its product as uncharacterized. Lineage: Eukaryota; Viridiplantae; Streptophyta; Magnoliopsida; Poales; Poaceae. The coding region runs from base 136 to 696 and encodes 186 amino acids. The record is from RefSeq and is a predicted model, not a curated record. The transcript has 4 exons.
CACCACCGUUCCAAUCCCACACCCGCACCUGCUCGCCGAAACCCUAGCCGCCGCCGCCCCCGCACCUUGGCCGACCCUCGGCCCGUCGAUAGCGAGGAGCCCUCAGCCCGUCGCCUGCCUUUACCGACAAAUCACAUGACCGCGUGCCCACCAAAUCCCAAAUCUCACCGUCUCCGCCCUCUCCCCGUCCCCUCCACCAAGAUCGCACCAAUCACCUCGAUGGCCGCUGCCGCACCGCCGCACGUCGCGGGGCUCCUGGCCGCCCUCGCCCAGCUCGCGCUCGCGCCCUCGACGGUGGCCGAGAUCCGGUCGAUGGCGAUCCGGGCCAACCCGCGCACUAUGAUCCCGUGCGAUGCGGGAGAGCGGCACGGCGGCGAAGAAACCUCGGCGACCAGACAACGGCGCAGGUUCACUCCGGUCUGGUGUGGUGAAUCUGCAGCGGCGGUCAGAUCAAGGCAAGGAGUAUCCUCCGGCAUGGGGCUGAUCCGGUUCCGGCUCUACACCGACGACGGCUGGUCCCAGUUCCUGUUCCAGGGGAGCUGUGUGUACAACCUGAGGAAGGACCUGGCCAUGCGUCUCCACCUGCCGCUGCCCCGGCGCCACACUGUUGUCAUGUGCGUCCGAGCGGGCCGCUACUGGAGGCUGACCCUGCUCAUCGUCGACCUGCCCCAUGGUGGCUCUGGCAAGACCCUCUAGGUCGUCGUCAUGUUGUCCGGGACCCCCGGGAUGGCAGGAUAAAAAUCUUUGGGGGUGAUAAUAUUGAAGGCAUCCUCCAAUCGCCAAAGGGCAUGCCAUACAAGUAUCUUCAGGUUUGGCAUCGAGGCUGACCGCCUCCUUCAGGUAGCAGACGCUCCUCCAUGCCAAGGUUCUCCCCUUCUCUGUUCCAUUUGGCCUAAUGUAGUUUUCUCACGCACGCACAUGGACUUGUUGCUCUGUUCAUAAAGUUGGUGUUGCUCUGUUCGUGCAGGGGCUGUUCGAGACGCAACUCCACAUGCAGCAACUCUGAUGUGCCAAGUUGUUCGAUGUGCGCAGCAUCGAUGAAGUGUUAGGCUAGGUUGAAGAAGAUGGUGAGUAAGGGGGAGCCUGUUGAGUACCGGUGCCUGGUCUGUGCCACCGAUGGCAAGAGGAACAUCUCCACCUUAGUAUUAUUCACUUUCUCUCUACUGCUGAUUCGACAUUAUGUCUACUGGAUGUGUUUUGCCUUGAUUCUGUGCCUGAUGGUAAUUAGGUUGCCAUUAUUUAGCCCCCUUGUGUGCUAUGAUUGUGAAUUAUAGAUCAGACAUUUGCAUAUUUCCUUCGUGUAUCUACUGUAUGAACUGAAACAACUCCAGUUUGCACACAUGCUAAAUAGAAUUUUUAUUGGUUGUUACUUCCAAUUGUGGACUGUUUGUUGGUGUUGAGAAAUUGAUAGGUAGGUCGUUAAAAUAUAAUGGAAGAACUUAUAUUAGAUUUUCAUUGGUUUCAGAAUGUCUGUUUCAUGGUCUUUUCUGAUAAUGGAAGAACUUAUAUUAAUCUGCUGCUUGUUGGUUUCUAUGUACUCCCUCCUUAAUUCAAAGCUAAGACACUUAUUUUUGAUCGGAGGGAGUACAUGCUUGUAACAGCCUUGAACUAGUCAUUUCAGAAUUCAGAUAGAAACUAACUUUUGGGGAGCCUUCUAUUCAGUCAUAGCCUUGACAUGGUCGACCCUUGACCCUCCGUGUUUUUCUUUACAAAAUUGGCCAUAGUUCUGUACAUGACGUGUUUGGUGCAUCUCUUUUCAGGUACGAGAUGGCUCUGACCAGAAUUGGUCUUGCUGGCAUCACCGUCAUGGGGCAGAACCUUGCCCUCAACCUUCUCUCGCUCCCUUUUUGCUCAGGCGGGGCGCAAGGAGACAUCGCUCAACCUGGCCAAGUUCAUCGACAAGAGCGUCCAGGUCAAGCUCACCGGCGGCCGCCAAGGUUGAUUCGAUUCGUACAGCCCAAAUCCCCUUGUUUUUCUUCUAUCCCGUCCCAGUGUUAUGAUAGAUACAUCGUCAGAUCCACUAGAGGGCUCCCUAUUUGUUUUGCGUUAGGCUCUGCCACCGUUGCAGUGUUUGGUGUCGAGAGAUUCAUAGAGAAUGAUGUGAACGUUACUAAAGCGACUUGUUUGUUCAGCAUAGAACAGUUAGAGCUUAGGAUGAGAGUUAUGACUUAUUUGUUCAGGGUAGAAAAUUUUGUUCUAUUAAAUUUUUGUCAAGGCUAACUUUGUACUAGAGCACUGCAUGGAGUACUAGAUUACGACAAAUGCAGAGUUUAUGUUUUCUUUAAACAGCAUGAUCAAUGUGGCUCUUGUGCAUUUAUAAGGAGAUAAUGUCCCUCCUUUCUUCUACA